CAUCGAUAGUCGAAAGUGCAAGCUUGGCGCCAAGACAAUGCUUCGGCCUAUCGAUAGUCAUAUCUUAUUUCGAUAGCUUUCGCUGUGUUGUGAAAUUACGCCGGUAUCCUAAACAACUUUUAUGAAUACCAUCUAAAUGGCAUCUAAUAAGGAGUGUCUAAUUAUUGUAUUAGACGUGCGAAGCUGCGCCUCCGAGGAGUUAAAAUUAAAGUCGGUGAAGUGCGUUGCAGAAAUACUAAAAGAUAAGAUUGUCAGCGACAAGAAAGACUAUGUGUCGUUUGUUUUAGUGGGUUGUAAAAACAGCAAAAAUGAGUUGAAUAAGUCUAGUAAUAUGUGCCAGAAUGUGGUUCAAUAUAAUGAGGAUCCACAGCUUUGUAACUGGCAGCUAUUGCUCGAAUUCUUUAAGUUUGUCAACGAGCCGCCCUGCGAUGGGGGCGAGUGGCUGGACGGUCUGAAUGUAGCCGUGGCUAUGCAAAAGGCGGCCAGCAUCUUAAAGUGCGCUAGGCAGCGUAUUUUGCUCCUUUAUGAUUUCAACUACAUGCCACAGAGGUACGAUGAGUACGACCGGAUCAAUAGCGAGUUGCUCAAGGAAGGAAUCGAGUUGAUUGUGGGCUCGAACAAUAUCUCCUAUAUUGACAAUGCUAAGAGCAACCUGCCGCAGGCCAUCUUUCAGGUCUCGCGCAAGGCUAACAUCUAUGAGCAGGCGAACCAAAAAUAUGCGAUGCAGUUGGUCAGCAACUGCAAUGCUACCUUAUGCAACUUUAAGGAGGCGCUGGCCUCUGUGUUUAACGUGUCGACUAGACGCCCUUGGGUGUGGAAUGCCAAGCUUCACAUUGGCAGUGUGAUCGCGAUCAACUUGCAGGGCAUCAUUGCAAUGAAGAACGAGAGUCACAUUAAGCUAAAGAAGGUCUGGGCCGAGAAGGAGGAGACGGUAGAGCGUGAGGAACGCUAUUUUAUUAAAGGUACAGAGGUCACGCCGUUGCCCGAAGAUCUAAUCGAUGGCUAUAUGCUUGGCGGCACCCCGGUGCCUUAUGAUGAAACGCUCGUUGAGCUGCCGCCAGCACAUUCGCCGGGCUUGCACUUUGUGGGCUUUGUGAAGCGCAGCAGUAUACCAGACGCGUAUUUUUCGGGUAACUCUCUUUAUAUGUUGGUACAUCAGAAGGGAAACGUUAUAUCCGCUCAAAAAUUGGACGCUUUGGUUAGGGCAUUAAUAUUGCAGAAGUGCGCUAUACUCUGCUGGAAAAUUUUUAGUGCUAAAUUUAAUACUCCGCGCAUUGUGGUACUAGUGCCGCAAGAGUCCACAGUGGAUCGCCCGGCCACGUUAUACAUGCUGGAGUUGUCUUAUCAUGCCCAACACCAAUUCUGGGAUUUUCCUGCCCUUCGCACGGCGAAGACCGAGUGCAACGCGGAUCAACUGCAGGCAGUCGAUAUGCUAAUCGAUAGCAUGGAUCUGGAAUGCACUCUGCAGGACACACAGCAGCCUAGACAGCAGCGGCAGAACGAUUUGCUGCCAUUCGAUGGACUGCCCAGCAUCUUCGAACAGAAUGUAAUGGAUGUGUUGGAACGCAAGGUUAUCAACUCAGCAAAGAGCGAUCCACAGUUUAAGGAAAUGCUUGACGACAAGAACUUCGUCGAUAUAUUUUGGCGGGUACCUGAACCCAUCGAACAAAAAUCCAAACAGGCAGCGAAGGCGCUCAAAAAAUUAUUUCCUUUGGAGCACAGUCAUGCAUGGCUACAGAAGCUCAAAGCCAAGGAAGAAGAACAGAACGCGCCGCCAACCGUCAAGCAAGAACGAGAAGAUCCACAAACGUCCAUCAGUAUUGACAGUGUGGGCUUAAUGACGCCCGCCGAGGACUACAAACAGCUGUUGCAAAAGGUGCGCUCAGAAUUAAAUACUACUCAACGGGAUGUCCAAUUUCAAACGCUAGCGGCUCAAAUGCGAGUGGUUAUUAUCACGCUUCUUGAGCGCAACAAAUUAGACCUCAAUCAAUUGCACGAAGUGCUAACUCUGUAUCGGGACAGUUGUCUUGAGUUCAACAGCUUUGCGGAGUACAAUCAAUUUGCAGCACUGAUAAAAACCAAAGCAUCCAAAAGGAAUCUAAAAGAGUUUUGGGACAGUAUUGUGGUGGAGAAAAAUCUUGGCCCGUUGGUACUGUGCGAGCCAACUCUGGAAGACGAGCUGCGCUUGAAAGCGUAUUAUACGAAACCAGAAUUUGAGGACGAGGGUGAGGAUAUUUAGCAGCAUAUAUAAAGAAUUC
Drosophila montana is the source of this 2258-nucleotide messenger RNA. RefSeq names its product Ku80 (gene Ku80). Gene Ontology annotation, cellular component: nucleus; Ku70:Ku80 complex. The transcript has 5 exons. Gene Ontology annotation, molecular function: double-stranded DNA binding; damaged DNA binding; telomeric repeat DNA binding. The record is from RefSeq and is a predicted model, not a curated record. Lineage: Eukaryota; Metazoa; Arthropoda; Insecta; Diptera; Drosophilidae. Gene Ontology annotation, biological process: telomere maintenance; double-strand break repair via nonhomologous end joining; DNA recombination. Bases 137 to 2239 code for a protein of 700 amino acids.